UGCAUCCGUGUGGAAAACCGUGUGGAGCCGGACGGGGAUUUAACGCGUGUAUUAUUUAUUAUCUUUUAUCUGUCAAUAUUUUUUGAUGUGUAGAGAUCUAUUUUUAACAGUCAGUGGUAGAGAUAUUUCCCAUUACCGACACCAUCACAUGGUUAUUAGCCGCAGCGAGAAACAUUAAAAGCAGCUAAAGCUAUGUGGCCAUAGAUAUAAAACUAUUUAACACUUCUAUCUAUGUAUGUGGUGAGCUUGACUAGCGAUAACGCUAGGUAACGUGCUAGAUCAGCAUUUUUUAAGACCAUGUUGGGACUUUUAACGCCCCAAAGUCGUAAUGUUAAAGUAUUCAUCAAAGCGUUUAGACAGACAAGGCGAGCUAGAUAUUCAUCAAUUAGCUCUGUCCGCAACAUCCGCAGCUUUAUUUCAGAGAACACCGAGAUAGUUGGAGAGCAGAGCCUGACCCCAGAAGUCAAACUGAGACUGUUCACCCCAAACUGCAGAUUUUGGCGAGAAAGACCAGAGCUCUGGCCUUUUGAUGACCCGUACUGGGCUAUAUACUGGCCAGGAGGACAGGCACUCUCAAGGUAUCUCCUUGAUAACCCUACAGUGUGUCGGGGUAAGACCGUUCUGGAUCUGGGGAGCGGCUGUGGAGGCUCGACCAUCGCUGCAAAACUAUGUGGUGCUGCUCAUGUAGUUGCCAAUGACAUUGACACUGUUGCAGCGGUUGCAACCCAGAUGAACUGUGAGUUGAACGGUUUGGAGCCAGCUGUUUGUUUGUCUAACAAUAUGAUUGGUUCACAACCCGAGGGCUUUGACCUGAUCCUCCUUGGAGACAUGUUCUACGAAGAUGCCCUCGCCACCAGCCUACACAGCUGGCUGGACCGCUGCAUCAGAACCCAAGGCACCAAAGUCCUGAUCGGAGAUCCUGGAAGAGUUCAGUUUGAGGAACACGGCAUCCGACGACUCCUGCGUCAGCUGGCUCAGUUUGAGCUGCCGGAGUCUGUCAGAGAGGAGAACUACGGUCUGACCUGCAGCAGUGUUUGGUGCUACUGUCCUGAACUCUGAGGACCUGUUGCUUUCUUGUUUGAAUGUGAUAAAUAUGAACCUUCUGUGAGAGGUGUUAUGUGUUUGCUUUGUACUUAUCUUCUUCACUCAGGGUCACUCAGUUCAGUUGUCACUUGUUGCCUUACGAAAAUACUAUCUCCCAAUGUGUUUUUAAUACCUAGGAUGCACGUAAUCAAUACGACAAAGCAAAAUCUUUAUAUGUGGAUGUCUCAUUUCCUGUACUGUUAAAGCAUAGGAACUACUGACCAAUAUGGAGCCCCCCUAUGUUCAAUAAUUAAUGGAUGAAUAUGUAAUUAUGUAACAAGGAAAUCUCAUAAUUGAAUCUGUUUUUUUAUUUUUAAAUAUUGACUUUGGGCUCCACAGUGUGAUUGAUUUUUGUGGUUAAAUAAUUAACAGCUUUCUGCUUUUCAUUAUUUAACACAAAUCUUGGCCCUUGUUUCAUAAUAAACGUGUCAUGCAGCAUUCCUUAUUAUGCAACAUUUGAUCUCUGACUAAGAGCCCUGAUGCAUUAGAUAGAUAGAUAGAUAGAUAGAUAGAUAGAUAGAUAGAUAGAUAGAUAGAUAAGAUAGAUAGAUAGUUUAUUCGUCCCGAGGGAAAUUUUAGGCAUUCAGUAGCUUAGACGACCAUAACACAAACACAUAUAUCUCACAUACAUAAAAAUCACUCACAGAAAAUUAAAGAGUUAUGAAAAUCACACAGAAAUUUAAAGAGUUAAAGGUGUUAAGGUAGACUGUGUGCAAUGGUGGUAGUGCAAAAGAGAACAGUGUAGGGAUUGAUUAGUGCAAUUGCUUAUUAUUAAAUAUUAACUAUGACAAGACAAGAAUGUAAACCCAAAAGAAUUAGAAUUGCUUGGCAGAAAAGAAAUAAUAUACGUUAAGAACAAUAUAUAACAGGGAAUAAGUUAUAAGAUGUUUAUGUUAUGACCAGAGUCCAGAUUGUGUAGGAGGGCUAAUGUAGCCUAUAAGACAGUCAGGUGUACAGCGGACCCAGAUAUAAUGGUGGUAGGGGCUGAGAGAGACAGGCUCAUGCUGAAAAGUCCAUUUCUCCCCUCCCCCUUUGUGUGUUAUUGAACACACAAAGGGGGAUUUGUUGAAUGAGUUGAAUGACCCUGGGUACAAAGGACCUCCUUAACCUGUCUGUUGAACAUGCUCCUCUGUUUAAAGAACGUGCUGUGUAGUGGGUGGCGGUCAUUGUCCAUGAUCGCCAACAUCCUACUCAUGGUCCGUUUCUCUGCAGAACUUGUGAGUGACUCCAUUAGUAACCAUCUCCGUAGAGUCCUCUUCAAGAAACAGCAGUAAUAUAGUGACAAGUAGCUCAAUGGGGAAAUCAAAAUAUAUAGUGAGUAAACAUCUUAGAGAGAAACCAGUUAUUUUCUAAAAGUAAUUAUGCUCGUGAUCCCACUGUGCAGUGAUAUAACGUGUCAUUACUUUUUCAUGACUUUCCACAAGCAAAACUGUCAUUCCUGGUCUAUUGAUGUUGUUUUUCGUCUCAGAAGAAAACAAGUUUUCAGAAAGUCUGGUUUUAGUACAGCUGGGGAUAGUUUAAAUAAGCUAUAAUGGAAUGAACAUGGAAUUUAAAAUAUCCAUUCUAGGGGAGCCAGUGUAAACUGAAUAAAUCCAUCUGUCAGCUAGAAAAAAGUAUUAGUAUUCAAGUGUGCCACUUGGCAGAUACUUCCUGUUAGAGCUGCAUUGAAAGAUUUGAGAUUAUUCAGAUUUAAAGUUGAGGUUGGCAGGUUUAACAUUAAUUUCCCCUUCUGUAUCUAGUAUCAGAUAGAUUGUUAUCCUGAUCAAACAAACGCAUGACAAUUCCUGAUUACACAGUUUUGUUGUUUCACAUUAAACCUCAACAUGUAAAAUAUAACUUAAGUACG
Molecule: messenger RNA, 2929 nt
Organism: Perca flavescens (yellow perch)
Lineage: Eukaryota; Metazoa; Chordata; Actinopteri; Perciformes; Percidae
Gene: etfbkmt
Product: electron transfer flavoprotein subunit beta lysine methyltransferase
Exons: 3
Coding region: 298-1059 (253 amino acids)
Biological process (GO): peptidyl-lysine trimethylation
Cellular component (GO): mitochondrial matrix
Molecular function (GO): protein-lysine N-methyltransferase activity
Source: RefSeq, a predicted model, not a curated record